Messenger RNA from Drosophila grimshawi, 2135 nucleotides. It is a transcript of the gene Ns4, whose product is annotated as guanine nucleotide-binding protein-like 1. The record is from RefSeq and is a predicted model, not a curated record. The transcript is spliced from 5 exons. NCBI's taxonomy places the organism in Eukaryota, Metazoa, Arthropoda, Insecta, Diptera, Drosophilidae. Gene Ontology annotation, molecular function: GTP binding; GTPase activity. The coding region runs from base 290 to 2002 and encodes 570 amino acids.
CGUUACCAGUGAGCAACAGGAAUGUUGUGCCCAAAUUAAGAAAGUUAUUGCUUGUAAUUUAUAAUACGUAAAUAGCGAAUAUAACUAUUGUCUGACAAUAAGGUGGAUGAGUAAUCAACGCAGUUUGAAACGGUUUUCAUAAUACCAGAACAUACUGAAUACGACGAUAAAAUGCCCUAAAAAUAACAAAACACCCUCAAAUUGUUCAUUUUGACAUUUGGCUGUCAAAACAAUCGAGCAAUUUGAAUAAAGCCAAACAAGCAAUACUAAUCACGGAUAACAUUUCAAGAUGCCUCAGCAACGACGAAAAGUGCCAUUUAGCGGCAAAAAGAAGAAAGACCAAUUGCUACAAAAGCGCAACACAAAAGGUCCGUCCAAGUACUUGCGCUCCAAUCAGGAAUCCUACGAGGAUAGCGAUGCCCCCGAGACGACAAUGGAUCGCAAGGUUAUGGAGCAGCCCUUUCCACGCGGCGGCGGAGGAGGACGCAAUAAGAACGUAAACCGUUACAAUCUUCAGUUCAUGCAGGAGAACAAGAAGGAGAUCGAACUGAUGAAGGAGGAGGGAUUCAAGCCCCUCGAUGUGCUGACAGCGGCACAAAGGGAGAUCGAUUCGAGCUAUUUCAACAGCUAUGAUUUUCCAGUACGACCACCUUGGAACUAUGAGCAGAGCAAAGAGCUUUUGGAUCGCAAUGAAAAUCGGUAUUUUAAGGAGUAUGUGGAUAAGCUGUUGCAGAAACGUAGCGAUGUCAAAGGACUUUCCCUCUUCGAGCUUAACUUGGAGACGUGGCGUCAGCUUUGGCGUGUCCUGGAAUUAUCCGACAUAUUGCUCAUCACUGUGGAUGUGCGCUAUGCCUCACUGAUGUUUCCUCCCUCACUCUACGACUAUAUUGUGCAUACACUGCAGAAGCAUGCGAUUGUUGUGCUGAAUAAAGUGGAUCUUGUUGCACCCGAGGCUGUCGUUGCCUGGCGGCACUAUUUCAGCGAACACUAUCCGGAGGUGCGUUUGGUGAUCUUUGCAUCGUAUUCAGCGCGCAGCCGCAAUCAGCGUGGCCGGCAUCGUCAAAGCCUGGAGGGUGUAUACAAUAUCUAUCGCGAAUGCCAGCGCUAUGUCCAGGGUGACGUAGAUCUCUCGGCAUGGGAGCAAAAGAUUCGCGACGAUAUGCGCAACGAGGAGUUGGAGGUGGACGUGGAUGCCACGAAGCCGCAAUGCGAAGGCGAAGUGAAAAUCACAAAUACCAUUGAUACCACACCGCAUCAGCACGAGAAAUUCAACAGUGGGGUGUUGAGCAUUGGCUGCCUUGGGUUUCCCAAUGUGGGUAAAUCAUCGCUGAUUAAUGCGCUCAAGGGACGUAAGGUGGUCAGCGUUAGUCGUACACCCGGCCACACAAAGCAUUUCCAGACCAUAUUCCUCUCGCAGCAUGUGCGCGUCUGCGACUGUCCUGGUCUCGUGUUCCCCUCCAGCACGCCAAAGAGUCUGCAAGUGCUGCUCGGCAGCUUUCCCAUUUCCCAGUUGCAAGUGCCUUAUCGCUCACUUAAGCUGCUGGGCGAGCACCUGGAUCUGCCGCAGUUACUCCGUUUGCCACUGCCCGAGGAUUACAGCGAGUGGUCGGCUGUGGCCAUUUCGGAUGCCUGGGCAUAUAAGCGUGGAUUUCUCACCGCCAAAGCAGCGCGUCCGGAUCGCUAUCGUGCCGCCAAUCAUAUAUUGCGUAUGUGUCUGGCUGGUCAACAGCAAUUGGUGCUGCAGUUCUAUCCGCCCGGCUAUGAUGAUCAACGCGAACGAUGGCAACAGCAUCCCGAUCUGGUCGAGGUGAAAAAAUAUCAGCAGUUGGAUAUUGAUGAGCCGGACAGCGAGACCUAUGAGGACACUUCUUCCAUUUGCUCGGACACCGCUGAUAGCGAUGACAAUGACGAGGACAGCUCCAACGACGAAACCAAUGCGGAUGAGGAUGAUUGCGAUAAAGCGCGCUCGAGGAACGUAUUUGCUCUGCUUGAGGAUGACUAAGCCUUGCGCAUUGGUCCUAACGACAUUAAUUUAUAUACAUUUUUAAUACAACUAUUAUAAAUAAAUAUUUUGGUAACAUCACACAGUGAUUUGAUCAUUUACACAAUAAACCUAUUUAUAUAAAAAACCAAAA